GGCCAUUUGACAUGGUAUCCCUAACCUUUACGUCACAAUCAAGAGACGACAUUGGAUAUUGGAAGGUCACAUUUUCGGCGGUCGGGUCCAAAUAUUUAGUACUUAGCGGAGGAGGAAUAAGAUAUUCACCCUCAGGUUAGCUAGAACCGGUUUAUUUUGUGUAUGUAAGAUUAUAGUGGUGUCAGAUUUAAAAGAUAUACCCUAAAAUUUUUGCGUCAAACCUCUUCCGGCUUAUCAGCUAAUGGAAAAGUGAUACCCUAUGUGUCCUACAGGUUUGGGUGGGAAUAGAGUUACGUUGGUGGAAUACUUAGUCCCCAUAAUAAUUCGUGUUGUUAUGUCUGCCAUUGUGUUGGUAUGUUAAAUAAAGUUCUCUCCUGUGCCUAACACUUAUGACUCAUUCUUGAUCAGAUUAUUGACUUGUUUUCUAAUGGUUAUUGACCUUCAUAUUGUGUACGUUGGGUUGCUCGUGAAAUUUAGGUGCCUAGUCAGUUUACAGGCUGUGCAAAACUUGUGUUGUAUGCUGUUGUCAGCUAACAACUAGAAGUCUUAAUGGCACGAACACAUUCAUUCCCAGAUUCAUUAAGUUCUAAUUUUUCCCCAUAUGACUAUCCUUUUCCUUCAUAAACUUCUUGUUAUAGUUCCAUUAAGUACCACUAGUCGCUUCUGCCUUUUAGGGCUACAUGAAGCUUUGCAGCUUCAACUGUUUCGCUUCGUGCUAAGUCUUGUAACUUUUUGUAACUUAGUCAAGAAUAGUAGUUCACGUUUUUAUCAUUGUCAGGAGAGUUUUAAAUUAAAUACUAGCAAUGUUCAUUACUGUUACCGUAACUGAGCAAUUUCUAGGACUGCACUUUGUUGGUUUGUUUGAAUGGAGAUUCCUAGAAUUCAGAAAUUUGUGUCGUUUUAUCCAGCUGUUGCACUACUACUGCACUUCUGUACAAAGUUCUACGUUGAAACUCACUUAGUAAGCGGUUCGUACUCCAAUUAUGCUGUAGCAUAUAUGGUUGUCUCAGGAUAAUGGAAGUUAUGAAAUAAAGUUUUAGCUCUUAGAAAGUAAUUUCAUUGAAAAGUUCAUCACACUUUAGUGUUGCUCUGUUUUGUGCGGUUUUAUGUCUUCACUAAACUACCUGUUUAUUCAAGUCAGAAAAUCCUACUGGUUUUCUAACCCAGUAAAUUGUCUUUCAAUACAGAGCCUCACGUUAUUCAGACAUGUAAUAGACCUGUGCAACCUCAAACCUGGUCUUAUGAAGCUUAUUGUGUAUUCUGCUCUAGUAGUCCACGAACCGUGUGUUCACAUUUUCAUAUGAAUAUAUCUGGUUGCAAUUAGUAUUUUUACUAAAUAGACUAAGUCGAAAAACAUGCACCGAAAACAUUCGAAAUCAGAAAUCAUGAAUGCGGUAAAUAUAGGCUGAUUUAUCUUAGCACUAUGAUUAGGACUAAAAGUGUGAAAUAAUAAAAUCAGUGGUUAGUCGUACUUCUUAAUUAGGGCUUGUGCAUACAUCUAUACAUAUUACCAUCUUCAACUAUUUGGAGCUAUUUCAGUCCGUAGUAUCAUAAAUUAUCCUUCAUCCGGUGUAUUAUACUCCAUCGAAAGCUGAUGUAACCGUGCUACACGCCAUUCAAAAAUAUUUCAAAACUCAUUUCAACUGAUUUUGUCAUCCAUUUUUCGUGUAAAGAAGAUAAAAAUCCUGUUCUUCGAAGAUACUACAAUCGGUAUUCCAAGAAAUCAGAGGAUAUAUCUGCGAUCAGGUUUCAUCGAUCAUUUACUUACGUGUUGAUUUUUCAGUUAGAGUAUUUAACAUAAAAAGCUGUCCAAUCCUAGAUAUAUUUAGGUUAGCUUGUAACAGAAUGCCAUUCAAGUAUAUCCUCUCUGUUCGUGAUGAAGUUGUGAUACCAAUAUUGCUCAAAAUAACCACUGUUCACUUGGUUCAAUGUUUUUGUUACAGUUCGCUCAGAAGUCACUUAUUCAAGUAUAUUUCAUUGAAUGGCAUCCGUAGAAUUUUGCAAGCCAACUGAUGCCACUACUGAACUCACUCAAAAUGGAUACAAUCAAUUUAACAUUUUGUGUCCACGAUGCUCCAGUGUUGUCCUCCGCAAAAACACGGCAAAACUUGCCAACAAACAACAUGAUUUACCGGUGUUGGCCAAGAAAUCUGAACUUUCCGACCCUUCGAAAGAAUUUCCCACAGAAUUGACUGAGCAGUUUUGGUGUGUUAAUGAUAUAUACACAUUUGAAAACGUUGGAUUUACAAACAGUGUUAGCACAUUUCGCUAUUUAACGUGUGCUGACUGUGAACUGGGGCCAUUAGGAUUUCAUGAUACUCAAGAGGGUCCACCUAAUGCAUACUACAUUGCACUUACGCGUACUACAACUGAGACUAACAAAAAUGAUGGCAAGUGAUUUCAAGCACAAAUGUAGAAAAAAACUGUGAUGCAUCUACCCGGUACCUGAUGUAAACUUUAAAUAUGUAUUUUUCAAAGUUUCCUAGAGUACAGCUGUUGAAUUUCCAUGUAAUAAGCUGAGUGACUUUUCGGAUAAUUCAAAAUAAAUGCUUGUUAAUCCAAAUACUUUUGAAUCCGUAACUCUCUCAAAACCUAAAAGACAAUAGUCAUAAGAGCGACAAAAGCCUAGUAAAGUAAACAUUUAAAGCAUCGAUUUCCCUAUUAAUUAUUCACAUUCAUAAAUACAGUGUAUUCCAACGUAAGAAGUGCCAUUCAUCUCCGCAUUGGGAUUUAAAUAACUACCUUACCUUAAUUCACCACUUGAUCAGUUGUAUUCACA
Messenger RNA from Trichobilharzia szidati, 2779 nucleotides. The record is from the annotation of a GenBank genome assembly. Lineage: Eukaryota; Metazoa; Platyhelminthes; Trematoda; Strigeidida; Schistosomatidae.